AUGGUGAAGAAGGGCCAAGUGGAUGGUGUAGGGGGACGUGCCAGAGAUGAUUCUGUAACAGAGGAAGAAUGCAGGACAUGGACAAAAAGUAAAAGGAAGCGGAUAAAGCAAAAGAAAAAGAAAGAUGAGAACAUUGCUGCGAGGAAGGCAAGAGAAGAAGCUGCUGAUGCUACUUCUAUGAUUGCAAGGAGUACGCAAAAGAAGAUUGCUAAGGUUGGUGCUUCUAUCAGCACCAAAGCCGAUGCUGUGCUAGUUCCUGUACCAAAAACAGCUCCAAACGUUGCAAACAUUGAAAAAAGAAAACAAUCAGACAGCCAGGAUGGCAACAAUAAGAAGGCAAGGAAGUUUGAUACAAGGAGCGCUGCUCAAGGAGCCAGUGCUGGUCCCGCUGCUGCUGCCACUGUUACUAUUACUGCUACUGCAAAAAGGAGAAAGCGAAAGAAGGCUGCAAUUGUUACUAGUGCUGCUGGAAGGAGACUGAAGAAAACUACUACAAAGGUUGUUGCCGCUGCAAGCAACAAAGCAAAUUUUGUAGUUGAAAAAAGGCAGCAGUCAGAUAGGCAGCAUGAUGGCGACAAGAGAGCCCCAGAGAUGUUUUUUUGCAAUAACAACAGUGUGUUUGUAGCACCAAUUGGCGACAGCAAUUUGCGAGUGCUACACAGCCGCACUAUUCAAAUCGGCGCUUGUUUGUGCCUUGCCCCUUGA
Messenger RNA from Cylindrotheca closterium, 705 nucleotides. NCBI's taxonomy places the organism in Eukaryota, Bacillariophyta, Bacillariophyceae, Bacillariales, Bacillariaceae. The record is from the annotation of a GenBank genome assembly.